UUAACCAGUGGUUUCAUCAGAUGUCCGAUGCAUACUGAUGUAUAGAGUAUGUAAGAAAACUACACCAACAAGAAAGCUGAGUUUCUAAUUGUGAACUCCAAACCUGUCCCAGCACAGGAGGCGGGGCUUUUCGGGAUAUGGGCGCAGUAGUGAUAAAAGGCUAAAGCAGAAGGGGGACAUACCAAACCAGGAAACAAAGCUAAAGGCACCAGAACGGACGCUGGACUCCAAGGACCUCUAACUAAGUCAUUUAGUUACAUAUUUAACACUUAAUUUAAUCUCACUUAAGCUUGUCCUGGCAUUAUGAUGCAGAUGCCCGAGCUGCUUCACAGCCAGAAGAACUCUCUGUUCACAGCCAUGAACCGCUUCAUUGGCGCCGUGAACAACAUGGAUCAGACGGUGAUGGUGCCCAGCCUACUGCGGGACGUGCCGCUAGAGCAGCGCGAUGCGGAGCCGGGGAGGUACCUGCGGAAUGCGGAGGCGGACAUGUACACCUAUUACACCCAGCUCAAGUCCAUCCGCAACGAAAUCGAGUGGGGCGUAGUGCGUGAAGAGCAGCGACGAAAAGAAAGAUCGGCUAACACCGCUGUUAACGCUGCUAACACGGAGCCCGAGGGCGAGGAUGGCACGGACCUGGAGCAGCUGCUGCAGUACCACCUGAAGGGGCUGCACGGUGUGCUCACCAAACUCACCAGCCAAGCAAACAACCUGACAAACCGCUACAAGCAGGAGAUCGGCAUCGCGGGCUGGGGCCAGUGAGAUUAUGCAUGUCCGAAGGAGAACGUCUUUCUGUGUGUUCUGCGCAUGCGUAGCAAAAGCAACGCUUAACACCUGUCUGAUCUAGUUCUUGAUCUACGUAAGAACGGACGUCUUCAACCAGCUGCCUGACUUGAUCUUUUACAAGAUUGAAAACUGAGCUUCUGCGUUCAACACAAGAAGAGACUGUCUGAGAGCUAGAAAGUAUUUCUUCUGCUACUGGUGAAACGCCCUUAUGCUGUCACAUAGCCGAAUAGCCUAAUUACAUUUUACCUCUGUUUCGACCGUUUAAAGCCCAGAUGAUGUGUACGUAACUGUUACUUUGUACGUGAGAGCUGUUGUCUUUCGUUCUAAAGUGUACCUUGCCAAUGCAGAGUGAGCAGAAGACCUGUUCUGGUCUUGUGAUGCUGGGAUUCUCUGACACUCUUUAAAGUGUACUGAAAACUUUGGAAUUUAAUGUAGUCUAUUUAUUAGUUUGUUGCUCAUGUAUGCAGAUGGCUAGUUUUACAGAGAAGGCGUGGGUACAUUCCCUACCACUGACGUCAAACUACCUGUGAAUCAAUGACUUGGAAUGCUUUGAGCAGUUCACAGUUGGUGAAAGUUAUGAAGAGCUUCCUGAGAUUCUUUUGUCUUUGUACUUUUGUUGCCAGUGUGUUUGUCCAAAGCAGUUGUUCUUAUUUUUAUAUUGGAAAUAAGUUUGUAGCAAAAUAAAACCUUUUGUAAAUCA
This is a messenger RNA of Pygocentrus nattereri (red-bellied piranha), 1483 nucleotides long. RefSeq names its product MID1 interacting protein 1a (gene mid1ip1a). Gene Ontology annotation, biological process: regulation of lipid biosynthetic process. Lineage: Eukaryota; Metazoa; Chordata; Actinopteri; Characiformes; Serrasalmidae. Bases 304 to 759 code for a protein of 151 amino acids. Gene Ontology annotation, cellular component: cytosol. The transcript has a single exon. The record is from RefSeq and is a predicted model, not a curated record.